Molecule: messenger RNA, 189 nt
Organism: Tricharina praecox
Lineage: Eukaryota; Fungi; Ascomycota; Pezizomycetes; Pezizales; Pyronemataceae
Exons: 4
Coding region: 1-189 (62 amino acids)
Biological process (GO): mitochondrial electron transport, cytochrome c to oxygen
Source: RefSeq, a predicted model, not a curated record
AUGUCCAACAUCGCUCCCAUCGUCGGCAGACUCCGGAAGGGUCUCGUCAUGGACCUCUCAGUCGCCACCGGUCUCGGAAUGGGCAUGGGCUACUACUUCUGGUACGGCUACCAUGUUCCGGCUGUCCGCCGCCGUGACGCCUACUACGCCAAGCUCGAGCAGCAGCGCGCAGCCAACGCCCAUGCUUAA